This is a messenger RNA of Mercurialis annua (annual mercury), 2090 nucleotides long. RefSeq names its product protein HOTHEAD. The record is from RefSeq and is a predicted model, not a curated record. Bases 109 to 1872 code for a protein of 587 amino acids. Lineage: Eukaryota; Viridiplantae; Streptophyta; Magnoliopsida; Malpighiales; Euphorbiaceae. Gene Ontology annotation, molecular function: oxidoreductase activity, acting on CH-OH group of donors; flavin adenine dinucleotide binding. The transcript is spliced from 6 exons.
UAUAUAGGAGUGUAAAAACACAGAAAACAAGACGAACCAGUGAGAGCCACAUAGAAAAAUAGAAGGAAGAAGACUGAGUUAUUCAGUAGAGUUGUCUCUCAGCCUUCAAUGGCUAUCAACUUCUCUCUCUUUUUCUUCCUAUUCUCUCUUCACAAUGCUCUCUCUUCUUCUCAAGGUGAAUCUUAUUCAUACCCAUCACAUUACCCAUUUAUAAAGAAAGCAAGUUCAUUUUCAUCAUCAUCAUCAUACUCAUCAAGUGGUGGAGAUCAUGGGUAUGAUUAUAUAGUAAUUGGAGGGGGUACAGCUGGUUGUCCAUUAGCUUCAACAUUGUCACAAAAUUACAGUGUGUUAUUGCUUGAAAGAGGAGGUGUGCCAUUCACAAAUCCAAAUGUGUCAUUUUUGGCAAAUUUUCACAUAACUUUGGCUGAUACUUCUCCAAAUUCUGCUUCACAAUACUUCAUUUCUACUGAUGGAGUCCUCAAUGCUAGGGCUAGGGUUUUGGGUGGUGGUACUAGCAUCAAUGCUGGUUUCUAUACUAGAGCUAGCAAAAGGUUUCUAAAUAAUGUAGGAUGGGAUGAGAAAUUGGUGAAUGAGUCAUAUACUUGGGUUGAGGACCAAAUUGUACACAAACCUAAGGUUGCUCCAUGGCAAGCUAUUGUAAGGGACAGUCUAUUAGAUGUUGGGGUCUCACCUUUUAAUGGAUUCACUUAUGAUCACGUCUAUGGAACUAAGUUUGGUGGAACCAUCUUCGACCGGUUCGGCCGCCGCCACACCUCCGCCGAGCUUCUUGCUUCGGCUAACCCUCGGUUGCUUACGGUCUUGAUACAUGCCACAGUCCAGAAAGUUCUGUUUGAUACAUCAAGCAAGAUUCCGAAGGCAAUAGGUGUGAUCUUCAAAGAUGAAAAUGGCAAUCAACAUCAAGCAUUUCUUGCAAACAAUCCAACAAGUGAAAUUAUAUUGUCAAGUGGUGCAAUUGGGUCACCUCAAAUGAUGCUUUUAAGUGGGAUUGGCCCAAAAAAUGAACUGAAAAAAAUGGGAAUUCCAGUAGUUUUGGACAAUAAAUUUGUAGGACAAGGCAUGGUUGAUAAUCCUAUGAACACUAUUUUUGUUCCUUCUAAAAGACAUGUUAAACAGUCUCUAAUUCAGACUGUUGGGAUUACAAAAUUUGGUGUUUAUAUUGAAGCUAGCAGUGGAUUUGGACAGUCUCAAAAUAGUAUUCGGUGUCACCAUGGAAUUAUGUCCGCAGAGAUAGGGCAGCUAUCUACAAUCCCACCAAAACAAAGAACAAGAGAAGCAAUUCAUGCAUACAUUAACCGAAAAAAAGAUCUCCCCCAUGAAGCAUUCAAAGGAGGUUUCAUUCUUGAAAAGCUAGCCAGCCCGAAAUCAACCGGAAAUCUCCACUUACUCAACACAAAUGUCGACGAAAACCCUUCGGUCACAUUCAAUUACUUCCACCACCCGGAAGACCUCCGAAGCUGCGUCCACGGCGUUCGGAUGGCUGCAAAGAUAGUUCAGUCUCAUUACUUUACGAAUUUUACGCAAUGCGAUAAGGAGACUAGAGAAAAGAUUCUGAACAGUAGCGUAGUUGCUAAUGUUAAUCUUAUUCCUAAGCAUCCGAAUGACACCAAGUCUGUUGAGCAAUUCUGUAGAGAUACUGUGAUCACUAUUUGGCAUUAUCAUGGUGGGUGUCAUGUUGGCAAGGUGGUUGAUCGGGAUCAUAAGGUUCUUGGUGUUCAGAGGCUUCGGAUUGUUGACGGUUCGACGUUUGAUGAAUCGCCGGGGACUAAUCCUCAAGCUACCGUGUUGAUGAUGGGGAGGUACAUGGGGAUGAAGAUUUCGAGAGAGAGACUAGGGCAUGAAGCUGGUGCUUAAAAUCAAAAAAUAAUGAAGCAUAAGAAAAUGAGAGGAUCACUAAUUGUUAGUAUAGUAGUGGCAAAAUGUAAUGUCUUUUUUGUUAGUAAUUAGUAGAAAAUGUGUUGUUUUUGAGAAAUCAAUAUUGUCAUCUCAUUUGCUAGAAAACUAUUUUUGUCUGCCUCAAUUUGGUAGCAUGUAGCAUAUAGUACAUUUCCAAAUUUAAUAUGUUCAGAACA